This is a messenger RNA of Clonostachys rhizophaga, 2433 nucleotides long. Lineage: Eukaryota; Fungi; Ascomycota; Sordariomycetes; Hypocreales; Bionectriaceae. The record is from the annotation of a GenBank genome assembly.
AUGGUUGACAAGGACUUCAAAGUUGUCAUCGCCGGUGGUGGCAUCGCCGGCCUCGGCCUUGCCAACAUGCUGGAAAUGGCCGGAAUUGACUGGGUUCUGCUCGAAUCACACAGCGAAAUUGCACCUCAGGUCGGAGCCAGCAUUGGUCUGUUCCCAAAUGGUUUGCGAAUUCUUGAUCAGAUGGGUGUCUAUGAGGCCAUUCGAGCCACAUGGGGUUACCAUCCGAUGAGUAACACCAACCGUGACGCCAAGGGUCGAGUUAUCUGCUUUAGUCCGGGUAUGGGCGAUCACCUCGAGGAGCGACACGGGUACCCUUUUAUUUUCAUCGAUCGACGAAGCCUUCUCCAAAUUCUAUUCGAUAAUCUAAAACACAAAGACAGGGUUCACCUCGGAAAGAAGGUGGCAAUCGUGGAUAUGGGGGAACAGGGAGUGAAGGUUACUACCGCCGAUGGAGACACGCUUGAAGGUGACAUUCUGGUGGGCGCGGAUGGUGUUCACAGCAGAGUAAGAGAGGAGAUGUGGCGUAUCGGUGAACGGAUCCAGCCAGGGGUCUUCCUCGAGGACCGGGAAUCUCCCGUUUCAUGCAGGUACAAAUGCGUCUUUGGAAUCUCCGAGAUGUCCGAGGGCCUCGAUUCCAACGAAUUUGUCUGUGGGGAUGGACAUUCAUAUCUCAUAUCCCCAGGGCCAGGUAAGCGGACAUACUGGUUUCUGUUUGCGAACACAGGCAAUGGCUUGGUGGAUAGAGACCAGAUACCCCGGUAUACGAAAGACGAAGAAACGUCACUUGUUCAGAAACACCUACGUGAUCCGAUUGCCGAGAGACAUACUUUCGGCGAUCUCUAUGAGAGCCGCCUUUACUCUACUCUCACUCCCCUCGUGGAGCAUGUUUUCAAGCGUUGGCACUUCGGCAGGAUCAUGCUGUUGGGAGACUCGGCCCACAAGCAUAACCCCAUCGCAGGCCAGGGGGGCAUGUCAGCGCUUGAGUCUGGGGCUGCGCUUAUCAAUGAGCUUCAAAGUUUGCUCAAACGAAAAGAUCUAAAGACCAUAUCGAACGACGACUAUGAUUCUAUGCUUACACGGACACAACGCCGCUUCGAGACCCGCGUAAAGGGGCUGGUCAAAGCUGCUAACGACCAACAGAGGCUGCUGGCGAAUGAUCAUCCUAUGUCUGGCUUGGUCCCUGGGUUUCUCGGGACUGUUGGAGGGCUUGAAUAUGAUCUGGGGCAUCUCAAAAAGAGAGUUGUAGGUGCAAUCAGUCUUCGUGAUUUCCCCCCGCCCAAACGACCACGGCUUGUUCCGUUCACGGAUGAGCUACCUGCGCGCCCUGUUCGUAAGAUGUGGAAGUUGAAAUGGCUGUCUAUCAUGAUGACCGGCUACAUUUUUUUUUGCUCAAGAGAACUGUACAACCUCCCAGCUCUACGGGGUAGUCUUGACGAUGUUGUAGGUUGGGGGCUACGGCAGACACAUGUGAGCUUUCUCAUGGACCAAAUUUGGUCAACAGUGAUGCCCACCUACUCUCACCUGAUUUUGGAACAUGGCCUUAAUAAGGUCCUGGUGUUUAUUGAAACAAUCCUAAUUUUGAUGUCUCUGGUUACUAUCUGGACGAUCGAAGGCUAUCGACUUGGCCACCAAAGGAGUAUUAUUCGCUGGCCAAUUAUGUUCUGGGUUGCUCUCAAGAUGAAAGGUCUUGGUUGCGCAACCUCUCUAUACUUUAUUUUGAAUAUGGCGUUUGGUAGCAAUACGAUUAUUGGACGACCAGUACCGCCCUCCGCUGUCAAAGCUGCUGCUCUAGCUUUCUGCAUCGUCUACUUCGCUGCUACUGCGCUUAUGGUGGUACCAAACUUCAAAGAGCAAUCAGUUCGGAUUUCAUUUGGCUUUUUGCAAUCCGUUCCUGUAUACAUUGGUGUAUUAACUGCACUCUUUACGGCGGUCCUCUCCCAAUCUACCAGCAUUGAAGGGCUAAAACAUUCCCCAUCGACUUCAACAAGGGGCGCCUCUGACAAAGGUACUGUCGUUGGUAGACGCAAUUGCGACGUUGUGUAUCUCAACAGACUAUACAUCCUCUUACACGUCUCCUUGGGUACCAUCCAUCUUGGGACGGCGAUUUUCGUUGCCGUGAAGCUAAGAAGGCAUUUCUCUCGCAUCCUACAGUCUUCAAACCAUCCUUUUCCCGGGUCUGUACCUGGUACUUCCGAACGCGCAUACAGCCAGUUGAUCUGGGAUCUUAUCUUUGCUUCGACAUCCCUCUUCGUUUUCUUGCUUCACACUGUCUGGAAUCUCCGUGGCACGGGGUAUAUUUCAACAUUACAUGCAUUCAAAGUAACUAUGAUGGUCUUAGUCGGCCAAAUCAUUGCUGGACCCGGUGCUACUUAUGCUGCUCUAUGGUAUUGGCGGGAAAAUCUACUCUCAGGGUUGUCAGAACAGUACUACUGA